AUGAAUUUAUAUGCUUCCUAUGAUGAUAAAGAUACUAUUAUUCAUCGACUUCAAACACAUAUAAGCAUUCUUGAACAGCAGCAGCAGCAACAUUCGAAUGGAUAUUUUUCGUAUGAAGAAACUCCAUCAAUAAAUGAACAUUAUUCCAUUGAUAAAAAUCCCAAUGAAGAUUUUGUCGCGCUGGAAAAGCUUCUUCAAAAGCGUGAAUAUGAAUUAGACCAAUUACGUGAACAAUUAAAAGAAUUUCAACAAGAAGCAGAUGAAAAACUUCAUCGAACCAUCGAACAAUCUAAUGAUGCCGAAAAACAACUAUCUAUUGUUGAAUGUGAACGAAACGAUCUUCGCCAACAACUUCAACAUUUACAAGAUGAAAAUGAUUUGAUUAAAUCUUAUAUGAAUCGUUUACCAUCUGAAAUUGAAUAUCAAAAACUUAAACAAUCACAUCAAAUACUUGAAGAUCAAUUAAAACAAUCAAGUCAAACAGUGAUCGAAUCUCGAAAAGAAAAAAAUCAUUUGAAAAAACAACUUAUUACCUAUGAACGUACUAUUAAUGAGCAGCAACAAAAAAUUCAAUUGCAUGAAUCUUCAUCAGAUAAAACUUUAUUAAAUGCUAAAUGUUUAACGAUGGAUGAGAGAGUUGAAACAGAAAAAAAAUUCAAACAAUUUAAUCAAACAAUUCAACAAUUAAAUGAAAAAUUAAAUGAAGAAAAACUACUUAGAAAACAUGAUCAAUAUCUUAAUGAAACUAAUACACGUACUCUUCAAUCGUUAUCCAAUGAAAUUGCAAAGAAAGAGCAAACUAUUAAAGAAACAACACAUCUUUUGCGACAGAAUCGACAAGAAUUAGAUGAACUUCGAAUACGUUUUCUUGUCGGUGAACAAGAACAAAUAUGUUUAAAUGAACGUUUACUAGCCAAUGAUCAAUUCAACAUGGCUUUGCAACGAGUUCAUGCAACUGUGGAGAAAUUAUUUCUUGUACUUGACUUUUCAUUUGAAAUGCUCAAUAAUGAAUCGGUAUCAAGUCCGGAUGUACUAAUGCUUCAAUUAUCUACUCAUAAGCCUAAGUCAGAUUCCAUCAAUUCCUCUAUCAACAAUAUCAAAAAGAUCGAAUUAUGUGAUGUAGAAAACUUAGAAUCAAAAUUAGAUCAUAUUAUCGAUCGUCUUUUAUCAAUUCGUAGUGAAUUAAUUGCUCGACAAUUUGAGAAUGAUCUCGAAUCAAAUGUUCCCUGUCGUUUACAGUGA
Rotaria socialis is the source of this 1242-nucleotide messenger RNA. The record is from the annotation of a GenBank genome assembly. Lineage: Eukaryota; Metazoa; Rotifera; Eurotatoria; Philodinida; Philodinidae.